Sinocyclocheilus rhinocerous is the source of this 2419-nucleotide messenger RNA. Its product is annotated as nuclear envelope integral membrane protein 2-like. Gene Ontology annotation, cellular component: nuclear envelope. Lineage: Eukaryota; Metazoa; Chordata; Actinopteri; Cypriniformes; Cyprinidae. The transcript has 9 exons. The record is from RefSeq and is a predicted model, not a curated record. Bases 123 to 1580 code for a protein of 485 amino acids.
CAAGAAGUCCACCGAAUUUGAAACCGAAAACAUUAGCUUAGCUCAAUGCUAGCUUAGCGGAUCAGUCAUUAACCUGCUGUGUCUGUCAAAACCAUCCAUUUAACACAAUAAUCCACAAAAACAUGGGGAAGUUAGUUGCUUUUAUACCCGUUUUAGCACUUCUGUGUGCUUCCUGGCAAAGUGCAGAAGGAAACAAAGGCUAUUCAUACGCAGAUUGUACCUAUGUGAAAGGAGACAGUGCCCACGAGCAUUCUGGGAGUCGGUGCUUCUGUUACAGCCCUGGUACAGUAAUCAAAUGGAAGGACAUCUGGUCCACCUUCAAGGUAAACGUGACGAGUGAUAAUGACGUCUUUGUCGUGUUCCCGAUGGAGACGGGAAAUUGCCACCUUCCGGAUGAUGUUCUGACUGUUAUUAACUGCUUUGUUGAACACUACUGGCCGUCCACUAUCCAAAGGGAGAAGUCUUUGGACAUUCCUCUGGUUGAUAAAGAUGUCUGCUUCAUGACCAAGUCACCUAGAAGCAAUACUGAGUAUACACUACACGUCUCCAACAAAAGGUUAAAUAGAAUGUGCUUCCUGCUUUUUGUGUGUGGGCUGGUGCUGUUUUUCGGAGCGGGAAACAUAUGCAGGAGCCCACUGUUCUUCUACACCACUGGAGUUAUACUAGGAGUCAUCGCCACAUUUGUUUUCCUGACGCUUGUGCUCCGAAACUUCGUACCAAAGCGAGGCCUGUUCCUGGUGUUGUUGGGCGCUGGCUCUGGUCUGUCCUACAUGGGGAUCCAGAGGGUGUUAAGUGAAUGGGAUGACAUCAUGACUGAGCACUGGAUGGAAUUACUGGUUUAUGUGCUAAUAUCUGGCUUAUUUAGCUUUGCUGUAUGCUAUAAACAUGGCCCCAUCACCAACAAACACACCCUCAACUUUAUGACCUGGUGUAUGCAAGUAGUGGGCAUGGUUUUGGUGUACUAUGGGAUCACAUUCCCCCCUGCCUGCUACGUACUGAUCAUGUUCCUGUUGUGCUGGAAGAUUGUGCCCUUGGCCUGGAGCCUUCUGCACUUGAUCUGGAGUCUUCUAAUGUGGAUUUGCAGUCUCUUUUACUCAUUCCUGGGCUUGUUCUGGAGGAAGAAACGGCCCAAGGUCAGGCUACUGACUGAGGAGGAAUACAGAGAGCAGGGAGAGAUCCACACCAGAGCCUCUUUGGAUGAAUUACGGGAGCACUGUAACAGGCCUGGCUUUCCUGCAUGGGACACUGUGUUGAGGCUGCGAUCACCACAUAGGUAUGCAGAGUUUCUGCGCAGUGGCAGCCACAUCACCCAAGAGGAGCUUCAGAAUCAUGAGAAUCAGUACGGGCUUGGCGGGGCGUACUACGAAAACGUGCUCUUUAACAGCAGCUCCAGCGACACCCAGUCGCACAGAGGAGAAGCAGAGGACACUAGUGAAGACGAGCUGGAGAGAAACAGUCCUCCAACCCACAAUAACGUCCCCAGUCCUGAUGUAUAUACUCCAGCCGUCUGCCCAUAUCCCCCUGUCACCUACACCCCUCAGCCAGAACCCAUGGAUCCAGAAGACCAGGAUUUCUUUUAAAAUUGUCCUUCUGUCUGUAGGAUGAGUGAUUUUAUGUUCAUUUUAAAGAGACUUUUUUAAUUGCAAAAUAUUUUUAGGAAGGAAUGACUCUAAGGAACAUUAGUAGGUCCAUAAGGAUUGUAAAUAUAAUCUUUAGCUCUCAUUUGCGUUUAAAUUAUCUCUUUCAGACGGCGUGGGCUGUUAUAUUUUUUUAGCAGGAGUUUGUAUUCUACUUACCCAAGUGAUGCAGAGCUGGGAAUAACACCGUAUUGUACAUACUGUAUGUUAAUAGAUAGUGACUGUGCUGCUCUUAGGUAUAUCAGAUCAUCAAGACAUCAUUGCAGUCGCUAAAACAUUUGCCUCAAAUGCUCAAGACAAUGACUCAACACAUACAGUACCACAGCAUUUAUGUAAUUUAAGGAAACAGUGUCCUCUAGUGUUGGUUAAUGAAACAGUUCACUUAUAAGUGCAAAUUGUGUCUGUUGUUUACUCGUCCCCAUCUUAAUCUAAACCUCUAUGUCCUCAUUGGAACAAGUAGGGGACGUUUAUCAGAAUCUACAAAUUAUCAUAUAGUGAAACUAAACGAGGACAUACGGUUCCUAAAAGCUCCAAAACUGACAUCAAAGCAUCUUAAUGGCUUGCGCGUUCUGUUCCAUGUCUUCUGACGUCAUAUGAAAGAAUAGCAGAACGUAUUAUUAUUGAAUAACAACUUAAAAUUUGAUCUAUUUAUCACACAAAGCUAUCCUAGUGGCUGUUCAAAGAAAAUUCGUUUUUACAUUCCACUAUGCUACUUUUUCAUUGUUUUUUUUUUAAUGUAAUUAUGAACUAGCUAUACAUGUUUGAACAUUGAGUUGACUUUU